Molecule: messenger RNA, 1254 nt
Organism: Uncinocarpus reesii 1704
Lineage: Eukaryota; Fungi; Ascomycota; Eurotiomycetes; Onygenales; Onygenaceae
Exons: 1
Coding region: 1-1254 (417 amino acids)
Source: RefSeq, a predicted model, not a curated record
AUGGAAAAUGGAAGCACGCCCACAGCACCAGCUCCACGGCAAGCCCAGAACGAUGACUCCAGGUCUAGAUCUUCCAGCGUAUCGCACAAACGGAGCAUUUCGUCGUCGCUGUUCUCGAGGCUCGCAUUCACUCGUAUGAAUCAGUCGAGCGGGAAUGUUGCCGAACACGGGAGCCCGGGCCCCUGGAUGCAGGAUGAGGAUUCUCGCAACGGGCAGUUGAGCGGCAGAGAGACACCGGAAUCUCGAGCGGGAGUGGGCGGGGGAAGGGCCAUGGCGAGCGCAUUCCAGCACCAAAUUAAGACUAGGAGGAGAAGGGGAUCUUUGAGAAAGACGGCCUUGCUGGGAACGGGCGUCCUGAGGAUGUCGCAGAAAGGGCUGCCGAGUCGGGCCACGGAGCUCUCUCGCGAUGUCUCUCCCGACAAGGAGAACAGACAGGACAACGAGGAAGCUCGUCGUCCUGAUAUCUCUCAACCUGCUGGACGGCACGAAGAGGCUCCGCCGUCGCAGUCAAGCCGUCCGCCGACUCCUCCGCGACCCCCAACGCCUCCCGUGCGCCCGCCUCAACCAGUGUGGCCCCGUCCUCCCUCACAGAGAGGAGACCGGCAGCUACAAGACCAGAAGCAAUCAAUCCCGUCCACGCUCACCUCUUGUCCAACCCUAGAGAGCCGCAGCACCGCAAGCUCCCUGCGCGACGACGCGCCCACCGACGAUGAGGACCUGGUCUCAUUCCCGCCCCUAACCAACGCCCUUUCAAGAGCCUCCAGCCAGACAAGCACCAGCAGCAUUUCCGCCCUAUCCUCCCUCCCACCACGCCGUCUCCCGCUGUCCAUUCCCACCCCACCGUCCAGCUCAGACUCCUACUUCCGCAUCGCCGACGCUGCACAAUCCCGACCGCACGCCCCCUCCCAGCGUGUCCGGUCCCCUCUGGCAACAAAUCCGGCGGAGAUGGCCUCUUCGCCGGAGGGGUGGGACUAUUCUGAAACGGAAUGGUGGGGCUGGAUUAUUCUGAUUGUGACCUGGGUGGUUUUUGUAGUUGGUAUGGGCAGCUGCCUGGGCGUAUGGAGCUGGGCGUGGGAUGUCGGGGAAACGCCCUAUGCGCCGCCAGAGCUGGAGGACGACGCGACGUUGCCGAUCGUGGGAUACUACCCGGCCCUUAUUAUCCUGACGGCGGUCAUGGCAUGGGUCUGGGUGGUUGUUGCGUGGAUGGGGAUGAAGUACUUUCGGCAUGCAAAUAUCUCGGGGGAAGACAUAUGA